Blepharisma stoltei is the source of this 912-nucleotide messenger RNA. Lineage: Eukaryota; Ciliophora; Heterotrichea; Heterotrichida; Blepharismidae. The record is from the annotation of a GenBank genome assembly.
AUGUCAAAACUCUGUAUUGCAUUGUCUUUCAUAUUACUUUUUAUCAAUGCAAAUUCAUUUAAAGACCUAGAAUACGAACAAUCGAUUUUUCAUUCAAGAAAUUUCUUACAGCUUAAACAAGACACUCAAGAAGGAGAAUCUAGCCAAUCAACUGAAGAUGCCACCAGCUCAUCAGAUGGAAGUUCAACUUAUGAAGAAGCUACAGACAUAGAAGGCAGCGACAUAACCUAUUCUAACUCAGAAGAAGCCAACAGCUCAGACGAAGAUGAAGUGUCAAGUGACGGUGAUGAAUCUGAUUUAGAAAAGGAGCUAGGAGAUGUAGAAGAGCUGUAUGAUGAAUAUUAUUCUGAUGCAUUGGAUGGGACUACUACUGUAACUGUUGAGGACUGUGAUGAACGAAUUAAAGAACUUGAAGAACUUCGAGAUGAAAUGGAUGACGACGAUGUGGUUACCAUUGGUGGAGAAAGCUAUACAAAAUCUGAUAUAGACGAACUUAUCGAGGAAAACUAUGAGUUGAGAGAAACUCUGGAAGAUGAGGAUGCGUAUGCUCUUUAUGAGUAUGGAGAAGUUACUUAUGUUUCUGAAGAAGAAUCAACAGAAGAAACUGAAGAAGAAGCUGGUCAAUAUAGCCAAUCAGAAGAGGAAGAAGAAGAAAAAUAUGACGAAGAUGAGGAUAUCACAGUAGUGCAAGUAGAAGAUACUUCAAAUGACGUCAGUGAAUACCAAACGCAAGUUAUUAUGGAAGGAAAUGAAGGAGAGCCCUCAUAUGAAAAAACUGGUGAUGAGUACGUUGAAGAUAUAACAAGUGAUGAAGAUUAUGAUGAAAGCAUUGAAACUGUUUCUACUGAUAGAAGCGAUGAAAAUAUAAAUAGCAAUCAAGUGGUACUGGAAGAUGUCACUCUUGAUAGCUAG